This is a messenger RNA of Cornus florida, 2337 nucleotides long. RefSeq names its product probable protein phosphatase 2C 60. The record is from RefSeq and is a predicted model, not a curated record. Gene Ontology annotation, biological process: protein dephosphorylation. Gene Ontology annotation, molecular function: cation binding; protein serine/threonine phosphatase activity. The transcript is spliced from 5 exons. Bases 853 to 2025 code for a protein of 390 amino acids. Lineage: Eukaryota; Viridiplantae; Streptophyta; Magnoliopsida; Cornales; Cornaceae.
AUCGUUCUAAUGCCGCUGUGAGUGUGUGCAUUUUUUCUCUCUCUAAAGUUUCUCUCUCUACCCUCGAAGCGAUUGUGGAGCCCAAAUUGGUCCUUUGCUUUGCUGGCUUCAAGCUCUCCAUUGCUGUGUUCUUAAUGGGGUUUGUCGACUGAGAGAGGCCAGAGUUUCAGUUGGCCCAAUCAACAAAUUGUUGUUCAUUGACAAGUUGUUUUCACUUUCUCUGUCAUCCACUCCGUUCUUCAAUCACCUCCAUACUCAGAGAAGAGAGAGAACAAAAACAAUCAAAACCCAGUUCAAUUAUUCUCUGAUUUGAUGGAUCCAAAGAUCUAGCUGUCUCACUUUCAGAUCUUCCCUCCCUUCAAUUGCAAAGGAAUUAGGUUUUUGUUUUUCUACAUUCAGAGUUGGACCUUCUGGAUUUGAGUUUGCUGACCAAACAGUUGCUGAGAAAAAGUGAAUUUGACCACUUUCCGCUAGUGUUGAUUUUUCAUUAUUAUCGGCUGUUGUCGUCAUCAAUUUUCUGUUUCAAGAAGAUAUAGAGAUGUGUUUUCACAUACAAAGCCUAUAGUUUUAUUGUCUGCUGACUUGACCAAAUAGGGUGGAUUGAUUUUGUAUAUUUUUCUAUACGAUCCGUUAGGUUGUGAUUGUUACAAAUUAUAAUUUUGUGCGGUUUCGUGUGUGUAUGUGUUUUUCUGUUAGUUAGUGCUGCUGUUGUCGUCGUAGACUCGUAGUAUAUAUAUGUAUUUUCUUGUGGAGUAGAGGAAGGAACACUUUCCAAUUGAGGUUUGUUUGGGUCAAAGUUAUUUGGUAUUAUUAGAUGUGGAAAUUUGGAGGGUGGUUUGGGUGAAAUGAGGUAUGUUCUCUGCGUUAAUGAACUUUUUGAGGGCCUGUUUUCGACCAAGUUCGGAUCGGCAUGUUCACAGGGGGACGGAUACUGGUGGUCGUCAAGAUGGGCUCCUUUGGUACAAAGAUACAGGACAACACUUUAAUGGUGAGUUUUCAAUGGCUGUAGUUCAAGCUAACAAUUUGCUAGAGGAUCAGAGUCAAAUUGAAUCAGGCUGCUUGAGCACACAAUACUCUGGGCCGCAUGGCACCUUUGUUGGGAUUUACGAUGGGCAUGGGGGCCCUGAGACUUCACGUUACAUCAAUGCUCACCUCUUCCAUCAUCUCAAGAGAUUUACUUCCGAGCAACAAUCCAUGUCAGUUGAGGUAAUACGGAAGGCAUUCCAAGCAACAGAAGAGGGUUUCAGCUCUCUUGUUACUCAACAAUGGCCAAUGUCACCACAGAUUGCAGCGGUUGGAUCAUGCUGCCUGGUUGGUGUUAUCUGCAAUGGCACCCUUUACAUUGCCAAUCUUGGUGAUUCCCGUGCUGUUUUGGGGAGACUUGUCAAAGCAACAGGGGAGGUUCUGCCCAUUCAGCUCUCAGCAGAGCACAAUGUGGCUAUAGAAUCCGUGAGACAGGAGCUGCAUGCUUUGCAUCCAGAUGACUCACAAAUAGUAGUUUUAAAGCAUAAUGUUUGGCGUGUGAAGGGCAUUAUACAGAUUUCAAGAUCUAUUGGUGAUAUUUAUUUAAAAAAAGCUGAGUUCAAUAGAGAACCUUUAUUUGCCAAGUUUCGCCUCCGCGAACCUUUGAGAAGGCCAGUAUUGAGCGCUGAACCAUCAAUUUCGGUGCACCAACUCCAGUCGCAUGAUCAAUUUAUUAUAUUUGCAUCAGAUGGUCUUUGGGAGCACCUUAGCAACCAGGAAGCAGUCGAUAUAGUUCAAAAUCAUCCACGCAACGGAAGUGCUAGGAGAUUAGUGAAAGCUGCACUGCAAGAAGCAGCAAAAAAGAGAGAAAUGAGGUAUUCGGACUUGAAGAAGAUUGACCGGGGGAUCCGUCGGCAUUUCCAUGAUGACAUCACUGUGAUUACCGUCUUUCUUGACUCAAAUCUGGUGAGCAGGGCUAGCACAGUCAAGAGUCCCAACCUAUCUGUGAAAGGGGGCGGAGUAAGCCUGCCUCACAACACUCUUGCCCCUUGCACUACCUGAGGAAGAUUUUUCUAAUGUUAUUAUUAUCUGUUGUACUAUUCUCUUGUGUGAAUACCAGGUAGCUUCUAAAAGUUAAGAACACCCUUCAAUUCUUUAAUGUACACUGUAACCUGUAACUGAGAUCUAACACUUGGCUUUUGUCUAUAAGCCCAAGAAAAGAGAACUUCACGAUAACAAUCAUGAUAGUUAUGCCCUUGGGGCAAUUAAUUCUUUUGAUUUCUUUGUUUCCUGUUGUUAUGCCUUUUCUUUUGUAGUAUCAGCUUUUGUAAAUAAUCAAUUUGGUAAUCUAAAAAUCUCUUUGUUUGGUCCUUA